AUGAGACUUGGCCAGCCUUUGCAUUCAACCCGCUCAAUGAACACAACUCAUCAUGAAUCUAUUCACGCGUCAAGUACUCUAGACCUCCAACGUUCAUGGGAACUUGAUCGAGACGUAGCAGAUUGUCGACAGUGCCAUCGCCCAUUUCAUUUCUUACUACGACGGCACCAUUGUCGCUCUUGUGGUCAUGUAGUGUGCGAUCGAUGUAGUAGCCGUAGAAUACGAUUGAGUCCUCAGACAAUGAUUGAAGACCCUACGAUACCUACUUUACAUUACGCAUCUAUUGCACAACAACCCCAGAGAGUAUGUGAUUCCUGCGCAGAAAGUCUUGACCGCCAGAGGAGGACAAGACGAAUGGAGCGCAGUAUCAGCCGACAGAGCAGAAUGGCAGAGUGCCCAAUGUGUGGAGUCGGUCUCUUGCACCAUUCUUUGGCAGAACAAGAACACCAUGUUGCCGAGUGUCUAGAUAAAGGUAGUCCGCCUGUACGCAGACCUCGUUAUCUCGUUCAUCAAUUGUCUAAUGACUCUCCACAGCUUGGUGAAGAAUGUCCAAUAUGCUUUGAAGACUUUGUUGCAGGAGAUGCUGUUGCUCGUAUGGUCUGUCUCUGCUCUUAUCAUGCUCAUUGUCUAUCAGAAUGGCUUGAAAGAGGAAAAGGUUGUCCUUUACAUGAUCAUGAUUCUCUGGCAUCAUUUUAA
Phycomyces blakesleeanus NRRL 1555(-) is the source of this 696-nucleotide messenger RNA. RefSeq lists its product as hypothetical. The record is from RefSeq and is a predicted model, not a curated record. Bases 1 to 696 code for a protein of 231 amino acids. Gene Ontology annotation, molecular function: metal ion binding. Lineage: Eukaryota; Fungi; Mucoromycota; Mucoromycetes; Mucorales; Phycomycetaceae. The transcript has 4 exons.